This is a messenger RNA of Synchiropus splendidus (mandarinfish), 1281 nucleotides long. RefSeq names its product adenine phosphoribosyltransferase (gene aprt). The transcript is spliced from 5 exons. Gene Ontology annotation, biological process: adenine salvage; AMP salvage. Gene Ontology annotation, molecular function: adenine binding; adenine phosphoribosyltransferase activity; AMP binding. The record is from RefSeq and is a predicted model, not a curated record. Gene Ontology annotation, cellular component: cytoplasm. NCBI's taxonomy places the organism in Eukaryota, Metazoa, Chordata, Actinopteri, Syngnathiformes, Callionymidae. The coding region runs from base 45 to 587 and encodes 180 amino acids.
GGCGCAGUUGAAUUCGACUACGGAGCAAGAGAAGAAGAUGUGCGAUGGCUACUGACCCGGUGUCCAAACUUCAGCUCGUCUGUCGACAUAUCCGAAGUUUCCAAGACUUUCCGAAGAAAGGGAUCUUGUUUAGAGACAUCUGUCCACUCCUGAAGGACCCUGCAGCUCUGACGGCAGCCACCGACCUGUUUGAGGACCAUGUGAGGGCCAACCACCCUGAUGUGGACCUGAUCGUUGGCUUAGACGCUCGCGGCUUCCUGUUCGGGCCCCUGCUCGCCCAGCGCCUGGGAAUUGGGUUCGUGUUGGUCAGAAAGAAAGGGAAACUUCCGGGACGGACCGUGUCUGUGGCCUACGAUUUGGAAUAUGGCAAGGCAGAAGCAGAGAUGCAAGAGGACGCAGUCACUGCUGGACAGAAGGUCCUGCUCAUCGACGAUCUUCUGGCAACUGGAGGGACUCUGUUUGCCGCCUGUGAGCUGAUGAAGAAGCAGCAAGCUGAGGUUCUGGGCUGCAUGGUGGUGAUCGAGCUAAAGGAGCUGAACGGUGCCGAGAAGCUGAAAUCUCAGGUCUUCUCUCUGGUGCAGUACUGACGGAGCCCAUCCACCCAGCAACUUCCCUGGAGCACGUCGGACGAGCGUCGGCACUCGGGUGCCCACUUCUCUCAGACUCACCAUCUCGUUCACAUUUGUCUUGUGUGGUGUGGACCAAACCAUCAGGCAGCUGCACACGGGACUCAAUGCAGGUCGAACUGGUGUCUGUGGCCCAGUUUCUGGUCUGUGCUCUUGUUAGGGACCUCUUGAUUUGGCAGAGUCAUAAGCUCAUGACUUUUUGGUUUCCUGGAGUGCCAAGUGGUCAACAGUCCAUCUGUUGUUCAAGUUGUUGAGUCAUUAAAUAGUGGACAUGAAAGAAGUUAAUUGUAAAGGUUCUUUAGAGUGAGUGAGAGUUUUGUGAAUGGUUGUCACAUGUGCACAGAUUUUUUACACCCAAUUAUAAUGCUCCAACAUCCAUUAAAAAUUAUAUGCCUUAAAGUUCUGUCGAAAAUCCCUAUUCACUUGUGAAAAAAAUUAUUUUGCCAGGCUAUUUGCAAAAUGUAUUUGUUUCAAAUGUGUUCAGAAAAUGGCAGGCAAUAUGGCAAAAAUUUUUAGUUGCUUAAAAUACCUGGAUUUUAUCACUUCUCUUUAGCAGGAUUUUAUUGCAGUUAUGAGUUUCCAGACAAAUCCUUCUUUGCCUGAACUUGCUUCAUAAAAACAAUUGUUCUCCCUCCCUUCACAUUUUGGAGCACAU